AUGCUGACGAUUCUGUUGUUGGCUUGCGCAGCAUGGGACUUCACUUACGCUUUUAACACAUUUGGACCACCAAAACUACUCGUGCAGCCUCCCGAAGAGGUAUGGUAUCAACUCGACGAGAACCUCAGUCCACAUGCUCGACCGACUCUGAAAUGUCAAGCGUCCGAUAAUACAGAAUCAUUUGUUUGGUAUAAAAACGGUGAACAGCUGGAGAUUGGCGGCGAUAUCGAAUGGGUUCGUGCCGGACAAUCGGGUACCAUUCAGUUUUUGAAGCCUAAACGAUCACACGAAGGCUAUUAUCAAUGUUUCGUAUCGAAUAUCUUCGGCACAGCUGUCUCUAACAAAGUUCAUUUACGACUUGGAGGUUUGUUUUUCUCUUCGAAAUUUUUCAUUUUAAUUGUUUAA
Molecule: messenger RNA, 405 nt
Organism: Cooperia oncophora
Lineage: Eukaryota; Metazoa; Nematoda; Chromadorea; Rhabditida; Trichostrongylidae
Source: the annotation of a GenBank genome assembly